Molecule: messenger RNA, 2412 nt
Organism: Trichoplusia ni (cabbage looper)
Lineage: Eukaryota; Metazoa; Arthropoda; Insecta; Lepidoptera; Noctuidae
Gene: Mys45A
Product: protein SDA1 homolog
Exons: 1
Coding region: 169-2373 (734 amino acids)
Biological process (GO): ribosomal large subunit biogenesis; ribosomal large subunit export from nucleus
Cellular component (GO): nucleolus
Source: RefSeq, a predicted model, not a curated record
UUAUUUUGUUAUUUCUGUCAAAGUAACCAAGUAACCGUUUAACCGUGUGGUAAAUAGAGGUUAUGAUAUACAUUAAAUAAUUAUUAUGUACGUGUUAUAAAGAUUAUAGUGCAUCAACUAAAAACGAGUUAUAUAUUAGGACCUAGCACCUAAAUAAAAGCUAUCAAAAUGGUGAGACACAACAAUCAGCUGCCGAAUAAUCUGACGCAGUUACAAAACUUAAUAAAAAGAGAUCCAGAAUCUUACAAAGAAGAAUUCCAUCAACAACUUUCUCACUUCGAGACAACAUUGGAAAUAUUCAACUUGAACCCUACCCAAUACAACAAGAAACUAGAUGAACAAGCAAUGUUUUUGGCCCAAGUGGCCCAGUGCUAUCUCAGUGAAAUGAAGUUAUUCCCACAGAAAAUUGUCGACAUUCUGAAAACACAUAACACAGUAUUGCACAAUGAUAUGCGUCUGUCUUUAUGUAAAUGCCUUAUUUUGCUAAGAAAUAAGAACUUUGUCACAGCAUUUGAUUUACUUGAAUUAUUCUUCUUACUCUUAAGAUGUCAAGAUAAGCAUUUAAGAGAAUUCUUAAAAACUCAUAUUAUAACUGAUAUAAAAAAUAUUAAUAUGAAACAUAAGGACAUGAAAUUUAAUUCUACAUUGCAGAACUUUAUGUUCUCAAUGUUGCAAGACUCCAACCCUAAAGCUGCAAAAUUGUCUCUUGAUAUACUUGUUGAGUUAUACCACAAAAAUAUUUGGAAUGAUCAAAAGACUGUGAACAUUAUUGCUGACAUUGGAUGCUUCUCAAAGAUUACUAAAGUUAUGGUUGCUUCUUUGAAAUUCUUCUUAGGCAGAGAUGAAGAAGAAAAAGAAGAAAAUUCAGAUAGUGAAGAAGAAAUAGAUCCAAGAGACACCAUGAUAUCAAAUAAAUUCAACAAAAAGACCAGAAAGAGGGAAAAAAUGGUAGAAAAAGUUAAGAAGCAAGCAAAGAAAAUUAAAAAGAGGAAACAAAAAGCACCAGUAUUCAAUUUUUCUGCCUUACAUCUUAUAAAUAAUCCACAAGGAUUUGCUGAAAAAUUGUUCAAGAAACUAGAAUCUUCUAAUGACAGAUUUGAAGUUAAAUUAAUGUUGUUGGAUGUUAUUUCAAGGUUGAUUGGUUUACACAACUUGUUCCUGUUCAACUACUACCCAUUUAUUGCAAGGUUACUUCUACCCCAUCAGAGAGAAGUAACUCGAAUCCUACUGUUUGCUGCUCAGGCUUCACAUGAACUGAUCCCCCCAGAAGUUCUAGAACCAGUCAUGAAAGCUAUAGCAAAUAAUUUCAUAACAGAAAGAAAUUCCACAGAUGUCAUGGCUGUGGGCCUCAAUGCUGUAAGGGAAAUAUGUGCAAGAUGCCCACUUGCUAUAGGUGAAGACUUACUCAGAGAUUUAGUCCAAUACAAAAAUUACAAAGAAAAAUCUGUGAUGAUGGCUGCAAGGUCUUUAAUCCAGUUAUUCAGACAGUCAAUGCCUGACAUGCUUCAUAAGAAAGACAGAGGCCGGCCAACAGAAGCAUCCAUUGAACUUAAAAAUAAAAAAUAUGGUGAAAUGGAAAUCAAAGACCAUAUACCUGGUUCUGAAGUGUUAUUGGAGAAAGAGGAAAUUAAAGAGACUGGUAAAAAUAAAAAGGUAAAUAAGAAGAAAAAGAAUCAAUCAGAUAGUGAAGAAGACUGGGUUGAUGUUGCUUCUUCAGAUUCUGAAAUAAAUAUAACUGACAGUGAAGAAGAAGAAGAUAGUGAUGUUGAAGAGGGAGAUGAAGAAGAAAUAGAAGAAGAAGCAGAGAGUGGUGAAGAAGAAGGUGGAGAUGACAAAGAACAAGAAGGAGAUGAAACAGAUAAUAAAAAAGAAACUCCCAAACCAACUCAAGACAGGAAAAUACUAAAAGCAAACCGCAAAGCACUGAACCAGAAAACUAAGGAGGAGAAAUUACAAAGUGCUCGUGAAAUAGCUAUGGAGACAAUCUUCACUGAUGAAGACUUCAAGCGCAUUGAAAAAGCCCAACUUAAGAAAAGUAUUAGUGCUACUAAAAGGAAACUAAAUGUAACAGAAGAAGAGGAUGAAUCUGGAGAACUUGUGCAGCUGUCGGCCAUAGAAAAUAUCCAUAAAAAGAGGAAACACGAUAAAGAAGCAAGGUUAGACAGUGUUCACAAGGGAAGGGAAGAAAGAGACAAGUUUGGGUACAAAGAUAGAAGGAAGAAUAUUCAUUGCUCCAAAACAAACAGGGAGAAGAGGAAGACCAAGAACUACCAAAUGGUUAAACAUAAAGCAAAGGGAAAGAUAAAGAGAUCUUUCAAAGAUAAGCAGAUUGCUUUCAGAAAUUAUUUGAUCAAACAAAAGAAGAUGCGUUAAUAAUUUUACAUGUAAGCCAAUAAACGUAAAUGUAUGUUA